AGGCUGCUUUAUUAAUUAAUAAAAAAACGGACAACCACACAUACACAUACAUACAGGGCCUAGUAAAGAACCGAGACAACUACCACAUGGACUCUCUCCCGAGUGGAGGUACUUCAAAGGUGCAUGACCACGAGGGAGUAUUGUUGCAUAUCGUUAAAAAUCCACACGCAAUCCAUACGGAUUGGAAAACCGAUUUACUUCACAGAAAACGUGACGAGAGACCGCAGAACCAUCAGUAGGAACUGCUCGCUGAAUGGUCGCUUUCAUAAACAUUUUUUUUUUGUUUUUAGAGCGAAAUCCUCGAAAAGAAACUUUAUUUUACUGAAUAUAUAAGUAGUUAACGAUGCUUGCAAAGAGUGUUCUGCUGCUCCUAUUGCUCUUGCUAGCUCCAUCAUGUGCACACGUGGGUACUCCAGUGCUUCUCUGGAAAUCAAGUAGUGGACGCGGUGACCUGACCCUUCCUGACCUUCAGAGAGCCUCGCCGACAGAAGAAGUGUCCCAGUUCUACCAGUUCCUCAAUGCGAUGGAAUCUGAGCUUUUGGUCAUCUUCCUCAUGAACGAGCUCAAUGUCGAAGACUUCAGUGGGUAUCCAGACGCGCUCUCGCAACUUCAAAGCGAGUUCGAGUCCAGUGAGCACGUCUUUGCACCAAGCAUGCCUUCAGUGGAGAUGGAGAGGCUCACUUCCUUCCAAAUCAUCAACGUCAGCGCCAGCGGUCCGUCAGCCAUCCGUCUGGGGGAUAGCAUCACCAAGACCCUGCUUCUUGUCAACCUCAAGGACCGGUCAGCUGCAGACAGACGCGAGGCCCUGCUUCAAGUGGACGACGCCAUUGAACAUGUGCUUGAACAAGUGCGACGUCUCACAGAUAACUACGUGGCUAUGCUUACUGGACGUUACACAAGCAUUGGUGAAGAUAUUGAAUCACGUUCCAGUCGAAGCCUGAAGGCUUCUACCCCCGACAAAGCCCCCGACAAGCCGACGACCCCACAUCAUCUCUUCCUCAACCUCGGCUGCAUCCUGCUGUACACAUCAGACUCGCCGGUCAUCCACUUCAUGUCCAUGAAGGCGGCCACCUCUCAGCACCCUCUGCUGCUGCCGCUCGGUUCUCCGAGCUCCAACGCCAGCAGCUGCAACGGCAGCGACGUCAACAGCGCCAUCAUCGUCUGGCAGCACGCCAACAGCUCGUCUGUCGACCUCGCUGGCGUCACGCUGAACCUCACCUUCCGGGCGAACAUGACCCGGCCCGGCGGCACCGAUGUCUCCUUCUGGACGCUGAGCGAGGUCACCCUCUCCUACGCCGGCAACGUGGACGACAAGGCCAUCAGCAAGGCGGUGGUGACGCUGGACUUUGACGACGUGUACGCGCCGCGUCACUUCUCGUACCACUGCACCAGCCGCAUGUGGGCGGCUGAGCCGUCAGCCAACGCCACCGACAACGACGCGCCAGUGUUGACUGCCAUCCAGCUGCCGGGAUUUCAGGUCCAGGCGUUCCUGGCGAAGGGCGCGAAGGCUCGCUUCGGCCGCGCCUGGGACUGCACCACCUUCUUCACCAUUCCGAUCCUAUCCGGGCUGUUCGUCACGCUGCUGAUGCUGCUUAUCCUGAUCAUCUCCGUGAAGAUGCUGAUGAACGUGCCGACCAUGGAUCGAUUCGACGACCCCCACGGCCCGCUGCUGAUGGCCCACCUGCCGUUAGCGAGUGAGUGAGCUUGUCGGCAAUCGAGGUCUGUCCGCCAGAAAGUGAAUGGCCUAUCAACGAGUGAGCUCUGCUCUCCAGCGAGUGAGGUCUCCCAGUCAGCGAGCGAUGUCUGACCGCCAGGAAGUGAGGUCUGCGGGUGAGACUUCCCUGGCAGUGUGUGAGGUCUAUCCACCAGGGAGUGACCUCUGGUCGCCAGCCCGUUAUGUUCGCCCUCCGACAAGUACGUUUGACAAACCCGUAUGUCACAGAUAGGGGCUUCAUAGAGAAGAGAAAUGCGUUGUAAAGGCGCUCUUCUUCAGCACGUUGAUCGUACAUUGUUCUUUCGUGCAUUGGAUUAAGUUCAGUGUGCCUGAUACGUUUUCAGUGGGUAUAGUUCGUGCAGUGAGUACAGUUCAGGAUUGAUGAUGUAUGUAGUUCCCUGUAUUGUGUGUAGCUCACAGCACAGUUCCGUGCUCUGUGCUCGGUUCCUUUUGCUCAAUGCCUCCAGUGUCGUUCGCUGUUGUGUGGGGGCGUGUCUGCGCUGCAUUGUAAGCCGCGGUGCCUUGUUCCGAGCCACAGCGUUUGUAUGAUUUAUGCCGUCUGGUUGCCUGCGGGCACUCAGUUUGUCACACUUAUGCCGUGUGAAGAAAUAAUACUAAUAAAACAUGAUGAACGUUCACGUA
This is a messenger RNA of Amphibalanus amphitrite, 2356 nucleotides long. Its product is annotated as V-type proton ATPase subunit S1-like. The coding region runs from base 344 to 1702 and encodes 452 amino acids. Lineage: Eukaryota; Metazoa; Arthropoda; Thecostraca; Balanomorpha; Balanidae. Gene Ontology annotation, cellular component: proton-transporting V-type ATPase complex. The record is from RefSeq and is a predicted model, not a curated record. The transcript has 2 exons.